UCGAAAUCGAAUCGUUGGCUGUUUAUUGUUUGUUGUGUGAAUCACCAUCACCAAAUUUACCAAAUUCUUUAGUGUAGUACGCCGUACGCGUUCGCGAUUUUUGUUGUCUCGAUCGUUGUAAUAUUUUCACUGAGCUCUGCCAAAAACUACAAAAUGAUUAUUGUCAGUUUAAUUCUCAUGCUUGUAAUAUUUUCAGGCGUAGAUUGUGAAAGAAAGAUCACAGCCAAGUUGAAUCCAGGCUGUGACAAUCCUUCUCUGUGCAAAGAUGCCAUAUUGGUACAUGUCAAGGCCGAAGGUUUGAAUGACACUCUUCACCACAUUUGGGAUUUCACCUGGAAACCAUCACUGCUCCUGGCACUCACUGAGAAGAACACUACGCUAAACAUCCAAUGGUCGCCUUUCCUUGCUGGCAAUGAGGAUGCUGUAAAAUUUGAUUCUGUGCCUAAAUACGUAUAUGGAGUUGUUCUUGACAAGAUGAUUGAAUUUAACGAUGCAGAUGACACAGGAUAUUUGAAUGAGACAAACUCUGAUUCUUCUUAUAUUUCUCUUCUGGACACAAAGAACUUCAACUGGAAACUCAGCAAUCUGACAAACACCAGUGGUGAAGCUACCUUGACUGUUGUCGCAACAGAUUUCAAAGACAAUCUCAUUAAUCUUCAGAAAAAUGGAACUGUACAAAUCACUUUGUCAGCGUAUGGAGCUGAGACCCACGGUGAGCCUCUGCCCCACCUGCUCCACUCUGGUAACGCCUCUCAGGUUGACCUGAUCAUCAAUGGACUCUCUCCACAGUACAAUAGGUCUCGCUACGGACUCGGCCUCCUCGCAGUCAGCUCUGACUCUCGUAACUCCACAUUGCCCUCGGUCAACCACAGGAAGACACUGGAUGACGAACAUGCACCUGGAGUCUUCACUAUCGAGGAGUUGCUAACACCGGCAGUGCAUGACAAGGCUGGUGGUGGUUACCUUCAGUGGCGUCCCAUUGUAUACUUCUCUGACAAGCGUGAGAUGACCAACAGCACAGAAACAGUGCAGUAUCACGUAGUCGCCCCAACAUCCCCACGCUCAGCUCUCAACCAUUCGCUCCUGUUCUCUGCCCUCGGACCGCAAGUUGACGACAUGCUCACCAUCGCUACCAAUGUGACCUUCGGAGUAGCUAAGGACGGCUUCUACAACAAGAAUCAAUAUGCUGCAUGGACUAUGGUUGCCGGCUACGGGCAGCCCCCAGAAGAGCACUUCUCCAUGUUGGUAAUGUUGGUGUUGCUGAUUGGUCUUGGACUCCCGGCCAUAGUGAUCCUCACUGGAACUGUCUGCCUCGUCGUCCGCCGCCUUCAACGCAACAAGGACGACUUCUUCCUAAGCCGAUAACUUCAUCUCCCUUUCAGUCGGUGUUACCUUGUCUUUCAGUGAGUUGCUGUUAGUAUUUGACGACGUCCUAAACUGUAGAACCCAGUGAGGUGAUGAGUUCAUUUUCCCCUUUUUCUAAUCUCAGUAAUAUUUUGUUAUUUAACAUUUUUAUUUUUUUGAGAGUUGUUGUUCUUACUAUGAAACUAUUAUUUUAAUCUUGUAAGACUGAUUGGUUGUACUUAAGGGUUUACUAAAUGUAUGCUCGUACAUUUUAGUGAUUAACUUGUUUUGGGAGAUAUUCAUUUACAAAGUAUAUGUAAAGAAAGAUCAAGUAUUUCAAACAUUUUAAUGAGGUUUUAAGCAAUAUUUUUCAAACACUGUUUAAUUUCUCAUCAACAUCGAUUGAAAUUUCUUACAUAAAAUAUCCCUCGUUAAAAACCCGGCUCUAUAUUUUACCAGUGUGUUGAUUAUCAUUAUUUGUGGCUACUAAGUGAGAUUAGAAGAGGCAAGGAAGAUACUCAUCCAUGUGUUUUAUAUACCAAAGCUAAUUCCUAAAAUACUAACUUAUAUUUAAUUUAGCUGUAAGACAAUGGUACCUCUGAUGUAAUAGCCGUGUAGUUACUUCUAUCUGGUUGUCCUCAACAUUCCUUCACUACCGUUUUACAAGACUGUACUAAGAAAGCAUUUACUUUACAUUCCAUUAAACAGUUAACUGGCUCAGAAAGCUAAGUUAAUUGUCUACAGUCCAUUCUUUUGUUUAUUGUACCAUGGUUUUACUUAUAACCAGGUAUAUAGCUAAUUUAUUUGAAGCAUUGUUGACUGUUUUAUGAUGUUCUCAAUUCUCUAUAGGUAGCUAUUUUAACACAUGCCAUAAGGUAUUCUGUGUUCUGUGUAGAACAAACCCACCCAUGCAAUAAGAGCAAAUACAACUUCAUAGAGAAGCUAGAGCUUAUAUUUUAUUAGUUAACAAGCACUAAAGCACAUGUAAUUAGUAUUAAAUAAAUAUGAUAUUUUUAGUUCAUAAGUUAGCGUUACAAAUAAGAAGUUUUAGUUUUCCGUACCAUUGAAGUAACGUGCAUUGUUUUAGUUUAGGAGUGUGUUUUAUCUGAGUUGCUUUUAAUCAAAAUAACGUAUUGAUAUAUAAUAUAGGCCUGGGAUCAUUUUAAUUGUAAAAAAAUUAAUAUGUUCAUCAAUUGCUAAUAACUUUCAGAAUCUCGUUCUACUGAUUUAUGGAAAUGUAAUAGUUUUAUUGCAUUUCCAUUGUUUUAUUAAAAUAUAGGCCAUAAUAUAUACUUUAAUUCAUAUUAUUCAUAGUAACGUAUAUAAGUGGAAGAAAAUAUUUUUAUUUCCUAAUAUAAGUUAUAAGAGUGUGUAUUGUAAGUGAUAGUUGCGUUAACUUUUUUAUAACCGUGUUAGCCUUUGUUAGAUGCGAAAUUCUUUGCCAUAAAUUCCGUCCAAUAUGGUUCUAUUAAAAAUUAUUAUCAGUUCCAAAUGAUCUUUCAUUUUUUCAAAAUUUUUAUUUGAUGAUUACUUCCAAGAUUUUUAGUUGCAAAUUAAUAUUCAUAUUUUUAUUAGAAUUCUGCAAUUGAGACUUAAGUGUUGUGCAAUAAUUGAGAAAUGUUCCAAAGUUUAUCCUUCCAUUGACUGUACAUUCCUUGUUGUAAAUCACUAUAUCACUGAUUGAUCAUCGUUGUUAUAACUGUCCCUUAGUUGUCACCUAUGCUCAAGUCCAUCGUCAGUUCAAGCAGCAAUUUUAUAGUCUUGAGCUUGAUUUGAUGGUGGUUGUUAUAAACAAUUUUGAUGGUCAGUGUAGUAAGUCUUCACAAAUUCCUAAUACAAAAAUCUUUAUUUGGUUACUGUAAAUUUAGGCAAGGUUAAUACUCCGUUUAGUUUUGUGUACUAUGGCUCUAUUCAAGAGUGGAAGUUAGUAAACACCAGUUCACAUUUCAAUAACCAAUUGACUUUGGUCACUCUGUGUACAAAAGCUAAACAGUAUAAUUGGGUCUUUAGUAUAUAAAAAGGUUUCUGGAUUUCUUUUGUUUUUUAUGUUGAUCUCACCGUUGGUAAAUAACUAGUAACCCUGUGAUCUCGAGUCAAUUUCCUCUACUCUCAAAUAGUUAUUCAUUUUUAUUAGCUAAUGUUGUUUUAAAAAAUAGACUUAUAUUUAAAAUACAACGUUAUAAGUCAAUUAAUUCUAAUGAAACUGUUAUUUUUGUAAAUUUUAGCCAUGACAACUAUUACGCUUUUAACAUAGGCAAUGUACACGUAUCGAUUUAAGUCUGAAUUUAUUGUUAGAUAGGCUCAAUAAAUGAAUUUACUUCAAA
This is a messenger RNA of Macrosteles quadrilineatus (aster leafhopper), 3668 nucleotides long. Its product is annotated as glycosylated lysosomal membrane protein-like. The record is from RefSeq and is a predicted model, not a curated record. Gene Ontology annotation, cellular component: lysosome. NCBI's taxonomy places the organism in Eukaryota, Metazoa, Arthropoda, Insecta, Hemiptera, Cicadellidae. Bases 154 to 1365 code for a protein of 403 amino acids. The transcript is spliced from 6 exons.